AAGGCACGGAGUGGGAGCGUGUCAGUCCUCCUAAAUAGAUGCUGUGAUGGACGAAGUUUCAUCGAACGACCAGGGAAGUGGAGAAAGCAGAGGGACAAUAAUUUGUGCCAGUUGCCUCAAUGCAAUUGACGAGGAUGAAUUUGUACAAGCUCUAAAUCAAGAAUGGCAUAUUGAUUGUUUUCGAUGUUCAGCGUGCGAUAUUGGUCUCUCUUCGUGGUAUUUUGAGAAGGAUGGCUUGCUUUUUUGCAAGGAUGAUUACUGGGCUGCUUAUGGGGAAGCCUGCCAAGGUUGCGGCCAAAACAUCACAGGCCCUGUUAUGCUGGCAGGAGAUCACAAAUUUCAUCCAGAAUGUUUUGCCUGCAAUUCUUGUGGAGCUUUUAUUGGUGAUGGAGAGAGUUAUGCCCUUGUUGAAAGGUCUAAGCUUUAUUGUGGAUGCUGUUACAAGAGGCAAAUGCAACCAAUCAAUAGAACAGCGAAUUGUCCAUUUGCCAGAAAACCACAUAGUAUCAGACUGGUGGAAAUACCUCCAAACAGUGCUGAUCCUGAGAAACAGAGAGGAAUUAAACUGACAUUAGACACAACUCCUAGUCCUCGAAAUUGUGGAGCUUUGCUUCGUAUAUCUGAGUUAAUGAGAAAUGUUCAUGGAAAGAUCAGUAAGCUGCUGGCCUCUGUGAUGGAGGUUCUUUUUAGACUAUGCUGCCACUUCUCUAAUCAUAGACUGAAUGUGUCCAAUGAUCUCAUAUCUUUGCACAUUGGUGAUCGAAUACUUGAAGUGAAUGGUACACCUGUCAAGGAUCAGCCCAUAGAAAGCUUAGAAAACCUUAUACAAUAUUCGGAUACUGUUCUACAGUUGACCAUCGAACAUGAUCCGGAUGCAGUGUCGCGGCAACCAACCUAUUCUUCACCGUCCGCGGCAAUGUUGACGUCGAUUGGAAGUCCAAGAACCAGUCCAGACAAUAAGGAACGAUUAUUCAAACGACGAGAUGAAGGUUAUAUUAGCGGAACACGAAGUAGACAACUAAGAAGAACGCGAGAUCCAAUGCAUAAGGAACGCAGUAGUUCUAUGUCGCGACUGCUUGACGGAUCGUCAACGAAUCCUACGUGUGACUUGAGCAGGACAAGGUCUUUUCGAGUGGAACCGAAGAAUCAGAGGAUAUUUCGUGCCAGUGAUCUAGUGAAAGGUGAACUUUUAGGUACGGGAUUCUUUGGGCAAGUGUUCAAGGUAACACACAGAGAUACCAACGAAGUUAUGGUGCUAAAAGAAUUGUACAGAGUGGACGAAGAAGCUCAGAAAAACUUUUUGAAGGAGGUAGCCGUGUUGCGUUCCUUACAUCACAAUAACGUUCUACGAUUCAUCGGAGUUCUUUACAAAGACAAGAAGCUUCAUUUGGUCACGGAGUAUAUAGCUGGCGGAACUUUGAGAGCUCUACUUCACGAUACGAACGAAAUCUUGCCAUGGGAACAGCGAACAUCCUUUGCUAGAGAUAUUGCCGGUGGUAUGGCUUACCUGCAUUCCAUGAAUAUCAUUCACCGAGACUUGAAUUCACACAAUUGCCUCGUGCGCGAGGAUAAGACUGUAGUCGUUGCAGAUUUUGGUUUAGCUAGAAUAAUACAGAACGGUAAUUCCCCUGAUAAUCGUAAGUACAACAGACAUUCCGACGGAGAAACGAGAACGUCUAAGAAGGAAAGGAAGAAAAGGUACACAGUAGUGGGAAAUCCGUAUUGGAUGGCACCUGAAAUGAUGAAAGGUAACAAAUACGACGAGAAGGUUGAUAUAUUCAGCUUCGGCAUUGUCGUCUGCGAAAUCAUUGGACGGGUUCAAGCUGACCCUGAUUACUUACCACGGUCAUCAGACUUUGGUCUGAAUCAGAAUGUUUUUAAAGAAAAAUUCUGUUGCAAUUGUCCUGAAACGUUCUACCGGAUAGCGUUCCUUUGUUGCGACUUGAACCCUGACAAAAGACCACCCUUUGAAUUGAUGCAGGUUUGGCUCGAAGGAUUAGCAAUGCAUUUAUCCGUGGGCGCUGAAUUGCCGUCCGAUUUGGAGUUUGAUGUCAGGAACUAUACAGGGUCUAGCACAAGUGCCAGCGAAUCGACGACCCCGGACACACUUAUGCCGCAAUUGAAACCUAUUAAAGAGGGUCAAGUGCAUCAGGAAAAGAAACGGUGCAGCGGCUGUGACGAUAGCACUCUCGAACGCGAGGAAUCUGUCCAGAUCGGUAAUACGCUUCAAGUGCCAGAUGUGAUUAGUCCGAAAGGAAGAUACACGAGGCAGAAUAGUAAAUCGAACGAUUCGCCUGGAAACAUGGGUCGAUAUGCGAGGCAGAAUUCCAGGUCGAAAGAAACUAGUGAAAAGCCUGAAAUAGUUAUUUUUCCUGAAACUAGUGGGUUCACGGGAUGUUUUGCCAGGCCAAAAUCGAUCGAAUCAUCGUCCCGUCUUCCCAAUGAUAAACAAGACAGUUGCACCAAGCAAUAUGAUCAAACAGAAUGUAAUCUGAAACGAAUACCCACCAUUGAGAAAAUCAGAUAUGUGGGUAGAGCUAGUCCGUGCUCCUUUUUAGACACUCCAGAAUAUAUUAUUGACAACAAAUGCUCGUAUAAAGUCAAUAAUAAUUUCAGCCCAAAGCCGGAAAAGUCCAACGAUUAUCAUUCAGCGAGCCAUUCCCGAACGAAACUGGAGAGUAAAUUCAAAAUACCCGACGCGAAUUAUGUUAGCUCCUAUUUAAGGCAAAUUGGUAAAUCUAUAAAUGUUACAGACAAAGAGAAUAAAGCCGAUGUUCAAAGCGAUAGUGACAUUAAAAUAGUUAAAAACGACAACUCGAAAUCAGUAGGUUCUUAUUUGAGAAGAACAAAGAUUUCACCCACAAAAGAGACGCCAAAGAAUGCAUUUUCUUCCGAAAAUAAUAAUCAAUUCGAAGCUGGUACUUCGUUGCAAUCAAAAGUAACUGUAAGCUCAGGGGAAAUUAACGAGAAUGAACCUUCGAACGACAGGAUUACCAGACAAGACAGUAGUGUUUCGGACAUCGGUAGUAUUUUGUCCAGACAAGGAAGUCUCACAGUAUUAGACUGUUCGGCGAAAUACAAUGACAAAGUUUACAAAGUGUAUUCACCAUUCAAUACCUUGCAGAAGGAUGAUCUCCGUAAGGAUGACAGUUUCAGAAAAAAUACUGCUCUUCAUUACGCCGAUAGUCUUUACUCGAAUUCAAGCAUCUCCAAAAACGAUGAUUUCCUUAUGUACAACACACAAGACGAGACUAGUAUUGGGAAAAAGAUAGACUAUAUCACAUCCAUCCAAGAUUCCACCAAACUGGAGUCUGAUUCUAAGAAGUCAAUGCACGAUAACAAGUUGUCUCACUCUUUGACAGAGUAUAGUGGAUGCUACAAAAACGUGGAUCUGUGCAGACAAGACAGCUUUGGCUCCGAUAGCGCGGUGGGCACCAUGAGAAGUGACUUUUUUGCGGAUUUAGACUUCAGUCAGUUGAGGGAUGAUAGACAUACCCCGGAAUUGUGCCAUACUCCUGAGAGAUGUUGCACACCUAACCGGCCAGCGUCGCCGAUCGAAAGCACGGCCUUGUGAGAUUUCUCAAUCGAUUAAGCACCAGAGUAACACACUAUGUUUAUAACAAAACGAAUCUCACCUUACUAAUUUGAUCUCUGUAAGCGAGUAGUUUUAACUCGUUUAGAUUUUAAUUUUCGUAACCACGAGACCGUAUGGGUUGUUCGAGUGUUAGCUUCUCCUCAAAAAUAUUAAUAGUAUUAUUGUAUGUAGCAGUAUGCAGGAAAAGUAUUAUUAACAAUUUGAUAUUCAGUAUUAGUGAAUCUCUUUAUUAUUGGUUUCUAUUGUCUUCAAAGUAUUUUGGAUACUAACUAAGCCGCAAUGGUGCAUUCCGGCAGAAUCUUGCCUGGUGGUAUUUAUAACCGCGAUUAAUGAUAAGACUAACGAAAGCAUUCCAUCCAGAAUUCUAUCUGAUGCAUUCGAAA
This is a messenger RNA of Dufourea novaeangliae, 3978 nucleotides long. It is a transcript of the gene LIMK1, whose product is annotated as LIM domain kinase 1. The coding region runs from base 47 to 3574 and encodes 1175 amino acids. Gene Ontology annotation, biological process: actin cytoskeleton organization; protein phosphorylation. NCBI's taxonomy places the organism in Eukaryota, Metazoa, Arthropoda, Insecta, Hymenoptera, Halictidae. The transcript has 8 exons. The record is from RefSeq and is a predicted model, not a curated record. Gene Ontology annotation, cellular component: cytoplasm; nucleus. Gene Ontology annotation, molecular function: protein binding; ATP binding; protein serine/threonine kinase activity.